Molecule: messenger RNA, 828 nt
Organism: Pediculus humanus corporis (human body louse)
Lineage: Eukaryota; Metazoa; Arthropoda; Insecta; Psocodea; Pediculidae
Product: protein anon-35F/36A, putative
Exons: 4
Coding region: 1-828 (275 amino acids)
Cellular component (GO): cytoplasm; mitochondrion
Source: RefSeq, a predicted model, not a curated record
AUGAGUACUCAAAUUUCUGUUGGAGUCGAUUUGAAAUCGAUAAUAAAUUUUUUAAAAUCAUUUGCUCCAAUAAAUUUAUCAGAAUCAUGGGAUAAUACUGGGUUAUUAGUCGAACCAUCGACAGUCACACCUGUUAAAUGUGUUUUAUUAACUAACGAUUUAACUGAAGAUGUUUUAAAAGAAGCAUUAGAAUUUAAAACUGGGUUAAUAAUAUCGUAUCAUCCACCGAUUUUCAAACCUCUUACAAAAAUUACAACCUCUUCGUGGAAAGAGAGAAUAAUCGGAACAUGUUUGGAAAAUAAAAUUGCCAUUUAUUCCCCGCAUACGAGUUGGGAUUCGAUAUCAGGUGGAGUCAAUGAUUGGUUGGCAAAAGGAUUCGAUGUCGAAACGAUAAAUCCAAUCACCCCGACUAACUUAUCAGAUAAUCCAAAUGCGGGAAUCGGAAGGUUUUGCAUUUUAAAAAAAGAAAUCACAAUAUUGGAAGCAGUAGACAUUGUUAAAAAAUUAACAUCAUUGCAAUUUAUAAACUUAGCUUUGGCAAGGAGUGCUUCAUUAGAGACUAAAAUAAAAAAAAUAGGCAUAUGCGCUGGUUCUGGUAGUUCAGUCUUACAAAAUAUACAAGCAGACUUAUUUCUCACUGGAGAAAUGUCUCAUCACAGUUUAUUAGAAGCCAUACACAAUAAUACAAGCGUUAUUUUAUGCAAUCACAGUAAUUCCGAAAGAGGAUUUUUAAAAGAAUUUUCUAAAAUAUUAGAAGGUAAUUUUAAUAAAUAUGAUUUAAAAGUAUUGGUAUCGAAAACGGAUAGAGAUCCAAUUCAAACAAUUUAA